UGGCACAAUGUCUACCAGUCCUACAGCACCGCAGGCCAGUACACUUUUGAAUUUGAUGGAGAUGAGGAAUUCUACGUGGACCUGCAGAAGAAGGAGACUAUCUGGCGGCUGCCUGAGUUCAGCACAUUCAGCGGUUUUGACCCACAAGGUGGACUGAGAGAAGUGGCUACAGCAAAACACAACCAAGAUGUCCUGAUUAAAUGCUCCAACUGUAUUGUGGCUGUCAGUGAGGUUCCUGAAGUGACUGUGUUUCCCAAGUCUCAUGUGGAGCUGGGUCAGCCCAACACCCUCAUCUGUGCCAUGAACAACAUUUUCCCUCCUGUGGUCAACAUCACAUGGCUAAGCAAUGGGCACCCAGUCACAGAGGGUGUUUCUGAAACCAGCUUCCUGUCCAAGAAUGAUCAUUCCUUCCUCAAGAUCAGCUACCUCACCUUCCUUGCUUCUGCUGAUGACAUUUAUGACUGCAGGGUGGAGCACUGGGGCCUGGACGAGCCACUUCUGAAACACUGGGAGCCUGAAGUUCCAACUCCCAUGUCAGAGCUGACAGAGACUGUGGUCUGCGCCCUGGGGCUGGCCGUGGGCCUCGUGGGCAUCGUGGUGGGCACUGUCUUCAUUAUCCAGGGCCUGCGCCCAGGUGGUGGCUCCAGACACCAAGGGCCCUUGUGAGUCACACUCCAGGAAGGAAGGUGCACUGACAGUCUUUGAGAAGAGUGGAUGUGCUAGAUGACCCAGCACUGUUCUCUGACCAAGUUCAUCAUAUUCCGUCUCUCCUCCAAUACCCUUCCUCUUAUCUCUUCUCUGGGACUUCAGCUGCUAUUCUCUCAGAGUCACAGAUUGCACGAGUUUACCUCUCAACUCCUGAUAUUUUUUUCUUCUCUCAGUCAUUACCUACCAUGGGGAUCCCUGUGAUAUUCCAUCCAUCUACCUAAUUCCUUGCUAUUCUGAUGUUCAUGGGAGCAAUAAAUCCCCUUUAUGAGGUCUUUUAUUGAAUUUUUUCCUUUCUUUUAACACAGGGCUGACUAGGACCAUGGCAAAAAAUGGCAAACCCUUAUGCUUCAGGCCCCCUUGACUUUAUUUUCCAGAUCAUAUUUCAUGCUCAGUAACACAGGAGCAACCGAAUAUAGCUUGAUGAUAUCUUGAUAUCUUAGAU
Artibeus jamaicensis (Jamaican fruit-eating bat) is the source of this 1150-nucleotide messenger RNA. Its product is annotated as SLA class II histocompatibility antigen, DQ haplotype D alpha chain-like. Gene Ontology annotation, molecular function: MHC class II protein complex binding. The record is from RefSeq and is a predicted model, not a curated record. Gene Ontology annotation, cellular component: membrane; MHC class II protein complex. Lineage: Eukaryota; Metazoa; Chordata; Mammalia; Chiroptera; Phyllostomidae. Gene Ontology annotation, biological process: positive regulation of T cell activation; immunoglobulin production involved in immunoglobulin-mediated immune response; immune response.